GACUACGCUGCCAUUUUGGAACGGCAGUGCUUUUUGUUCGUGUGAAGCGCUUGCUCGUUGUGAAGAGUAGAUUGUGAUUUAGUCAAGUGUAGUUUUAUUUUAAGUCGAACUCAAUCAAAAUGAGCUGGCAAGAUUAUGUCGAUAAACAGUUAAUGGCAUCCAGAUGUGUGACAAAAGCUGCGAUUGCCGGUCACGAUGGGAAUGUCUGGGCCAAGUCAGAAGGCUUCGAAAUAUCAAAAGAUGAAGUCGCGAAGAUGGUGGCCGGUUUCGACAAUGAAUCACUGUUAACGAGCGGUGGCCUGACGAUAGCGGGCACACGAUACAUCUACCUCAGUGGCUCAGACCGCAUCAUACGCGCAAAACUCGGCAAGGUCGGCGUGCACUGCAUGAAGACACAGCAAGCCGUCGUAAUUUCUCUGUAUGAAGAACCCAUCCAACCCCAGCAAGCCGCAUCCGUAGUGGAGAAGUUAGGAGACUAUUUAAUUACCUGUGGUUAUUAGAGAUCGAAGCGCGCCGUGAUCUAAGAAUACUAUAAGAUAAUAUUUUUUCCACAGGGAAAUAAGUAACUGCAUUUUGUAUAUUCUAUAAAGUGAUAAGGACCGUUCAUUUGUUUUGAUAUUCGAUAAAUUAUGGCGUCAUCAGUGCGUGAUGCGUUUAGUAACUGUGUGCAGAUGCAAUUACUUUGCGGAUUUUGGACCCUUUUUAUACGCUCACCGCUUCCAUAAAGUAAUUGUAAGCUGUAUUGGUUUACAUGUAUUUUAAAGUUUGCUUUUAUUGACCAGUACGGUAAAGCAUAUUCAGCUUUGCAAGCAGGUCUCAAAGCAUGAUGUAUAGAGUUUUUUUAGGUUUCUUCUCAAGCAUUCUGAUACUCUAUCUGGCGUGUACAAUGAUCUAAAUUAAAUUAUAAUCGAGGUAGACUUGAUAUUUGUGUCACUAGCCAUCUAGACAAAUAUGCCCGCGUACAGAUGCUUGAAGAGAAGUUAUAAUAACCACGUAAUGAAAUUACUGUAACAACAUUAUACAACAUAUAUAUAUAUAAUUAUAAAUAGCAUUUUGUGUAAGGGCUUGUUACAAAUUGAAAGACACUGUAACCCAAGUAUUACGAUUUUAAUUGAAGAUCUCUAGUCCCACUGGAACCAUCGUGUGAGUAAUAUCUGACACAUCAGUGCGUGGCGGACGAGGUCCGAGCCGCGACGCGCCGCGGCUUCGACCCCCACAUGGCCCGCCAUUACAGUUUUCUGCUAUGCUUUCUUUUUAAUUGUGCCGCAUUUAUAAUCUUGUGUAGUGAGUAAUAAACAUUUGCAUUCUGUUCUAUUCUAUCUCUUAGCUGCAGAAAUAGAAGCGCUCAAUUACCCUGUAUCCUCAGACAAGGCUUGCAGUAAACGAAGGGUGCAUAUUGUUUAUAUUUGAUAUUACUACUAUAGCUUUGUACAUUGUUUCUGAUAAGCGAUGGGAACUGUGUCUAUCUAAUAAUAAAAUGAUUUGUAUUAUAA
Helicoverpa zea (corn earworm) is the source of this 1493-nucleotide messenger RNA. It is a transcript of the gene chic, whose product is annotated as profilin. Gene Ontology annotation, cellular component: cell cortex. NCBI's taxonomy places the organism in Eukaryota, Metazoa, Arthropoda, Insecta, Lepidoptera, Noctuidae. Bases 120 to 500 code for a protein of 126 amino acids. Gene Ontology annotation, molecular function: actin monomer binding. The transcript has 4 exons. The record is from RefSeq and is a predicted model, not a curated record.